This is a messenger RNA of Anastrepha obliqua, 1653 nucleotides long. RefSeq names its product zinc finger protein 91-like. Gene Ontology annotation, molecular function: DNA-binding transcription factor activity, RNA polymerase II-specific; zinc ion binding; RNA polymerase II cis-regulatory region sequence-specific DNA binding. The transcript has 4 exons. The record is from RefSeq and is a predicted model, not a curated record. Gene Ontology annotation, biological process: regulation of transcription by RNA polymerase II. The coding region runs from base 153 to 1574 and encodes 473 amino acids. Lineage: Eukaryota; Metazoa; Arthropoda; Insecta; Diptera; Tephritidae. Gene Ontology annotation, cellular component: nucleus.
CCUUGAGUACGCUCUCCGUUGGAUAUUUGUUAUUUAUUUGUAAGAAAACACCGCUAUGUAUUUGUAGAAAUAAAGCUUAAUUUUAUGGAAUCAAGGCACUUCCUGGGCAUAUUUACUUUGAUAUCAUAAUUUCCAAAUAUUGUCAAAUUUAAAUGGAUUCAGUGAAGAUAUGUCGUGCUUGUCUGGCGACAGAAGAUCGAGUUCAUCUAUUAGAUUGGCGACAGCCUAUUGAUUCCUUGGAAUACGUUUUGUCAUACAAAGAGUGUUUUUGUAAAUGCACACAAAUCAAUCUCAGUUUUAAAGAUGACGGAAUCGAAUGUGAUGAAGCCCGAACGCAAUACCUGUGCCUUUACUGCACCCAGAAGCUCAAAGACGCUUAUGAUUUCAUUGAAAAAGCGAGGAGAGCCGAUAAUGAAUUACGUUGCGCAAAGGCCGAGAAAGUUGAAUUGGAGAGCAUCGAAAGCAAUUUUGAAUGGGUUCCAGUAGAAGUGAAGCUAAUGGAAACUAAUAAGUCAGUGGAGAAGGACUGUAAAGAAGAUAUAAAGGAGACAAAUGUGUGGGACGAACGCUUUAUAGACGAUGCUAGAAUAGAUAUGUCAAAUAACAUCAAACGCGAAGAAAAUAUGGACGAAAAAUUGGCAAACGAACCGUAUGAGCAUUGUAUGGACGAAGCUACGGUAGUUUUAUCAAAUGAGAGUGAUCACCAUAACUCUUCUCCCAGAAUUUUGAAAAGUGUAAAGGAGAGAAGCAGAGUAAAAAAUGGGUCUAAUCCUGCUAAGAAAAUUUUACGAAGAAUUAAUGAACUUGUCAGCUGCGAAGACUGCGGGAAAACCAUGACGAGAAAGGCUUUAAGCAAUCAUAAGCCCAGACACAAACCUAAAAUAUUUCUUUGUCAAGCCUGCCCAAAAACUUUUAGAGAAGCAGGUGGACUAAAGAAUCAUGAACUUAGUCACACAGAAAAUCGGGAAAGGUACCCAUGCGACAAAUGCAAUCAAACAUUUUCAACGCCGUAUACAUACAAAAGACACAUACAGACGCAUGAAGACAACCGGAAACCGAUCUAUCAAUGCACUCAAUGCGAAAAAUCGUUUCUUCAUAAAAGCGGUCUAACAAUCCAUGAACUUCAUCAUAAAGGAGCCACAUUAGAAUGCCAUAUUUGCCAAAAGCGAUAUGUGCGACAAAUAGACUUGGACACCCAUUUGAGAACUCAUUCGGGAGAAUCUCCGUUUGAGUGUCAUAUAUGUGACAAAUCGUUUAUCCACAAACGAAUCUUAAAUAGGCACUUGCAAUAUCAUGAGGGAUACUUUAGUUACACUUGCUUAACUUGUGGAGCAAAAUUCUCAAAAUAUGACAAAUACUAUUUACAUCGCAUGCAGCACACUGGUUUACCUUAUAAAUGUGGCUCAUGUGAAAAACAAUUUCCAGAUGCUUACAAAAUUAAGCGCCAUAUUAAAGCUGUCCAUAAAAUAAAACAGGAUAAAGAAGUAGAAAAACUCGUAGUGAGAAUAAACACAACAAAGGAACAUAGAGGACGAAUAGUUGAAGUUUUGAAGAAUCCAGAAAAUGAAAAAUAAUAUUAAUUACAGAUCCAGCAAUCGGUUAUGCAAAAAAUUUAUUCGAAGUAAAUAAUACCAACUAGUAUUACAAUGUCAA